Messenger RNA from Corvus hawaiiensis (hawaiian crow), 1471 nucleotides. RefSeq names its product membrane-spanning 4-domains subfamily A member 15-like. Bases 576 to 1253 code for a protein of 225 amino acids. The transcript has 7 exons. Gene Ontology annotation, cellular component: membrane. The record is from RefSeq and is a predicted model, not a curated record. NCBI's taxonomy places the organism in Eukaryota, Metazoa, Chordata, Aves, Passeriformes, Corvidae.
GCCAAGCGCUCGCUUCCAUCGGGGAUGCAGGAUGGAGGAAUGCCAUCGGAGCCGGGAUGGAGACCAGGGUCGCUGCUCUUUGCUUUCCAGGCAGAGAGAGAGGUGUUGGGGUGAUGCCAGAAUCCCGACCCUAAAAAUUCCUGUUUGACCAAGGAAUUCCUACCCUGCAUACAUCAGACAUCCAGGAAAAUUGAGGAGGUCCUCCAGGUCGGCACGGGGUAUCCCAACCCUCCUGGAGAAAAGGCCACGGCCAUUUUCUGGGAGGAAGGAGGGAUGGAGGCAGGAAGGGGCCUCCGAAUCCCCCGGGAUGCCCUCGCCAUGUGUGGUGGCUCCAUUCCCAGCCCGAGCUCCCACUUCCCAUGGAUUUUGGGAGCCUCCAUUGGCAAAGCUGCCUUGUUGAGCAAGAGGGGCCUGACGAGAAUUCCAUGAGCGUGCUUCCCGCAAGGAGCAAAGGGCAGCGGGAGCGUGUCCCUGCCUGGCCGGCGCCUCCCGGGGAUUUCGGACAGUGAAGGGACCGUGAGGAGGAGGAAGGCACCUGGGAAAUUCCUUCAGCUUCCCGGGCUCAUUCCCAGGCCAUGGCAGCCACUACGGUGACCGAUGCCGGCAGUGUGAGGAUCAUCACGGAGGUGAUCCCGGCCACGGAUCCCCGGGCGGCCCAGCUGGCCUCAGGCUCCCAGACGCCUGCGCCUGCCAGGACGUCAUUCCAAACACAAGGCUUCCGGAGGGCUCAUCCCAAGGUGUUGGGGACCAUCCAUAUCUUCACUGGAAUCGUCCACAUCUGCUUUGGGAUCAUCCUGACAGCGUCGGAGCACAGGAACCCUUCCCUCCCUGUGGCCAGUGGGAUCCUCUUCUGGCUUGGGAUCCUGCAGCUCCUAGUCUCGGGCUCGUUGCUGGUGGAAAGUGAAAGGAGAGACAGCCCCGUGCUGAUCAAGACCUGCUGCGUGGUCAACGUGGGCAUUGUCCUGGGCACGCUGGUGGCCACUGGGAUCCACGGCACGGCCGUCACCCGGCACGUGCCCGGCUGCGAGAACCCCAAACCCUUCCAGACCCGCCCGGAAUGGUGCCUCAACACGCGCAGCAAGACCCUGAGCAACGCGCUGGAUUCCACCUUCGUGCUCCUCGGCCUCCUGGAAUUCUGCGUGGCCGUGGCGGUGCUGGCGUUUGGAUACGACGCUGCCCGGCAGCACACAUACACCCAGCUGGUGAGGGAGGCGGGGAUCCCCGGGAAUCCCUGCAAGUCCCUGGAAUGCUGAUCCACCCCCUUCCUCCCUCCGAAGGGCCGCCCCAAGCCGGCGGUUUCUUUGUGCCUCCCAGAGAUUUCCCCGGAUUUCCCUGGUUUUGCUUUCCCAGGCGCUGUAGCCAUGGCCAAGCCCCCCACGUGCUGCCGCAUCCCGGGGGGGGGUCCCGGUGCGGGAGCCCCCUGGGAUGCCCUCAGCGUGUUCGGCCCCCAAUAAAGGUCUCUCCUCCCCCA